AUGAGUGACUAUGAGGUCACGCUGGUCAACGAUAACAGUAUGCCUCUUUCUUUGCAAGAGUUCUACGUCAGAUUUAAGGGCCCUGAAGAGACUCCUUUCCAAGGCGGCCUCUGGAAGAUCCAUGUCGAGCUCCCCGACCAGUAUCCCUACAAGAGCCCUAGCAUCGGCUUCGUGAACAGGAUAUUUCACCCCAACAUCGAUGAACUCUCCGGCUCCGUCUGCCUCGAUGUCAUAAACCAAACCUGGUCCCCCAUGUACGACAUGAUCAACAUCUUCGAAGUCUUCCUCCCGCAACUCCUCCGCUACCCAAACCCCACCGACCCUCUCAACGGCGAAGCAGCCGCGCUGCUCAUGCGGGAGCCCAAGAGCUACGAAGUUAAAGUUAAGGAGUAUGUGCAGAAAUACGCCUCGAAAGACAUCUCGGAGGACUCGGAUCAAGACAACGACGAUGACGACGAAAUGAGCUCCGUAGGGAGUUACGAGUCGGGUGAUGAGGAUGAGGCAGCGGGGAAUAUGGACGACAUUUAG
This is a messenger RNA of Dothidotthia symphoricarpi CBS 119687, 528 nucleotides long. Its product is annotated as ubiquitin-conjugating enzyme E2 H. Gene Ontology annotation, cellular component: nucleus. Lineage: Eukaryota; Fungi; Ascomycota; Dothideomycetes; Pleosporales; Dothidotthiaceae. The transcript is spliced from 5 exons. Gene Ontology annotation, molecular function: ubiquitin conjugating enzyme activity. The record is from RefSeq and is a predicted model, not a curated record. Gene Ontology annotation, biological process: ubiquitin-dependent protein catabolic process; protein polyubiquitination. Bases 1 to 528 code for a protein of 175 amino acids.